AUGGUGUGCUCCUAUAUUGACGUGGAUGCUUUAAUCAGCCCUGAUGUCGAAUUCUGUGGCUACACGAUUCCACAUCCUUCCGAGACCAAGAUGAACAUUCGGAUUCAGACCUGGGAAGAUACAAAUACCACUGCGACCGAUGCUCUCCGGAAAGGCUUGAGCGAUAUGAUUGAAGCAUGCGAUGUCAUCUCCGAAAAAUUCACUGAGGCUUGUAACGAAUUUGAUGAUGGGAAGUCAUGA
This is a messenger RNA of Exophiala aquamarina CBS 119918, 240 nucleotides long. Its product is annotated as DNA-directed RNA polymerase I and III subunit RPAC2. Gene Ontology annotation, biological process: DNA-templated transcription. The record is from RefSeq and is a predicted model, not a curated record. NCBI's taxonomy places the organism in Eukaryota, Fungi, Ascomycota, Eurotiomycetes, Chaetothyriales, Herpotrichiellaceae. The transcript is spliced from 2 exons. The coding region runs from base 1 to 240 and encodes 79 amino acids. Gene Ontology annotation, molecular function: protein dimerization activity; DNA-directed RNA polymerase activity. Gene Ontology annotation, cellular component: RNA polymerase III complex; RNA polymerase I complex.